ACUAGAUCUGUUGUAUGUGAUUCCAGCAGGCGACGCAGGAUGACUACUACCUUACCGCUGGUGGUUUUGUGCGCUUUGGUGGCGUCAGUGGGGGCGUCUAAGAGUGAGCGGGCGGUGCUGCUCCCCUGCGACUCCGGCCAGUACACCAGCGACGGAGAAUGCUGCAGGGAGUGUCCACCUGGAGAGGGAGUGGUGAAGAAGUGUGGUGCUACUCAGACCGUCUGCGCCCAGUGUUUGGACAGUGAGACCUUCUCAGAGAACUACAGUCACACAGAGGAGUGCAGGCCAUGCACACAAUGUACUGGCUUGAUGCGGUUGGAGACGCCCUGCACCGACUCCAACGACGCCACCUGCAUCUGCAACUACAACUUCUUCUUCAACACAAUAUCUGGCCACUGCGAGCCCUGUACAGUUUGCCCGGUAGGACAGGGGGUGUAUUCUCACUGCGACCACGAUCACGACACGGUGUGUGAGGAGUGUUUGGACGAUACCUUCUCUGACCGGGAAAGCUCCCUCGAACCCUGCCUGCCCUGCGCCAUCUGUGAUGAAGAAACUGAGACACAGCUGGCUUUGUGCACGCCGACCCACGACUCUGUCUGUCAUAAUCCUAACCUACCUACGGAUAUUAUUCCCACCUCUGAUAUGGACCCGUCUCCACCCUCCUUCACCAACUAUUUCCCCCCGGAUGGCUCAGAGAGCCCGUUGCCAGGUGGAGAGACGACUACAUCAAGCGCUGGCUCUCCUCGCUUCCUCGGCCAUGGCCUCAACGAAAACCUCAUCCCUAUCUACUGCUCCAUCCUGGCUGCUGUGGUGGUGGGCUUGGUGGCUUAUAUUGUUUUUAAGAGGUGGAACAGCUGCAAGCAGAACAAGCAGGCAGCUAAUAACCGUGCGGCUACGAACAACCAGAUGGUGACGCCGGAGGGAGAGAAGCUGCACAGCGACAGCGGCAUCUCGGUGGACAGCCAGAGUCUGCAGGAGCAGCAGCAGCAGCAGCAGAAGCAGCAGCAGCAGCAGCAGCAGCAGCAGGCCCAGGCUGAAGUCCAGGCUCAGCCCUCACACUCACACACACAGGAACAGAUAGUGGUGAGGGUGGAUGGUGGACCCCAGCCUGACUCGCCUCCCCCUGAAGUCUGAGGAGGUAGAGGAGGAGGAAGAGGAGGCGUCAGAGCUGAAGACAGGGGGGAGGAGAGCGGGGACCUGGACUGUCGACCAAAAAGAAAGCAGGGGGGCGACACACAGAGAAUGUAAAACUGACUCUGAUUCAUAUCUGAAGUGGCCACAGAGCAAAGACUUGGCUUGCAUCGACCUUCCAGCACCUUUGGGCUACAGUCUGACUCUUCAUCCCUGCAUAGAGAGUCCAGCUCUAUCUAUCAGUGUGCCUGGACAAAACCUCUAAGGCAAUAUCAGUUACCAUCCAUACCAAUGUCCCCGCAGAUUCAUUAUCACAUCUCACAUAUAAACUGAAUAUUCCAGUAUUUAAUGUUGACAUAUGACAUCAUUUUCAGUAACUGCCAGUUUAUCAUCCACCCCUUUCCAAGCUUUCCAUUUUCCCUCUAAUUCCACGUUCACUUGCCAGGAAAUGUAUGUGCCUGAAAGGUAAAUAGGCCGAAAUGUACUCCAUUAUCUCCUCUUUCUUUUCCCUGUGCAUCAAAGUGACCGGGGCAUCCUUUUUCCUCUCGCAUCUUCCUCUGUGGCAUCCCACUCUCAGAUAAUCCUCUCUCCAUAGGAUUCACUCUAUUAGACCCCCACCGUCGUCGGCGAUAUAAAAAGCAGCGGGGGAGCCGUGAGUCACUCCAAACUUCUUCCGGAGUUUCUUGUCCCUUUAUCACUUAACCACAGACGCGUUUCAUGGCGGGCCGUCACGAUGUACAAUGUUUGCGUCAUUGUUUGAGAUCGGCUGCACCGACUGAUGCAAGUGACUCACAUUUGGGGAGAAAGGUCAAUUACUGUGUGGCCCGCUCAGUAAUCAACCGUUUUUCCUCAACGAGAUGCUUCCCCCUGCACUCCGCAGUCUCUAGCCCCUCCUGUGACAUGGACCCUGCCACAGCGCCUCCAGGGUUUGUGUUUCAGUAAUUUCAUGCUCAUAAUGUAACACGCCCAAAUGUUUGUCUCCUGUUUGUGGUGCAUUUCUUUCAUUUUGUGGCUUGAGUUACAUGGCCGAUUCAGCAGGGUGCCUCCAGGGUUCUCUGUGGAGCCUGGACGUGCAACACGAGAGAGACAUGUCUGGACCGUGGAGCUCUGCUGACUCACUGCGACGAGUAGACACGUCUGAGGGGAGGCGAAGCUGUCUGAUGAGCGGGAAGAAUGGAGCUGUGACGUCAUCAGUGACCCAGCAUGCAGCGCUGCUCAUGAAACUGAUCCUUUAAUAAACCUGAGAAUGAAAAAAUGCGCAAACAGGAAUCCCAUCUAUCAUGAUUUACAUUUACUGAGUGGAAAAGUGGGGCACCCUUCAGUGGCUAACACUCUCUUUACCCACCCACCGCCUCCAUCUCCACAUUCUCACUCUUGCAAUCUCGCGUACAGCUCUGCCUGCACUGUAGAGCCUGACAAACAGCGUUGGGGCGCGAACGCGCCGUCGUUGGCGCUCGUGUCAACAUGGGGCCCAUUAGAGCGACUUCCUGACAGGCAGGUAGUAAUUACCUCAGGGUUUCAGCUUCAUUUAGCCUCUGCUCCACUCAGAUCAGCCAUCUCUCUUCUGGAUUAAUGCUGCGGACAACAGAGGGGCGACACAGCCCACUUUGAAGCCUCGAUGUGAAAUUACAGAUCCCUUAUCCAAGUCCAAGACCGCUGACAUUUACUGUAUCACCAUGGUGAUAUAUAAAAACACUUAGUCCGGGCUCACUUCUAAUACUGGGUGGCACCUUUUAUUACACAGGACCACUUUUAUGUUGCCCCCACUCGCUGCUUGCAGUAACUCUAAAAGCAGUCGACAUAGAUUGUAAAAGAAGUAUACUGUGGCUGAGCUCCACCGUGCUACUUUAGUGUUCGUUCCUACAGGGGCACGUACCUUCUCAGGGGCCCUCUUGUUGUGGUAAGACUAAAAAUGGUCAAGAGACCCUUUGAGGAUUUCUGUAAACAGUUUGUAGACGAUUCUGUAGAUGUACGAUAGAGCAGGUAGGUAGGCAGGUAUAGAGCAGCUGUUAGGUUCAAAAAAGGAGAAAUAAGAUGUGUUUCCUGGUCAGCAGAGCUUGUAGAGUUUAGAGAGCAACAGCUAGAUAAGAGAUGUCAGACAAAGAGGGGAAGACAGAGGAUGUGAGUCAUUAUAUCCUGUGCAACUGCUGCAUGGAUCGGUCACAUGGUCGCCAACACCUCACGACAAUUACACUUUCUCGUCUCUUCACAUGUGAUUCAUUCUGUAUCACUGCAGCGAUAUGAAUGGAAACAAAAAGACUCCGCUGUGUUUUGCUCCCAGUCCCUGGGCAUGUGGUGUGGACAUGUGACCACAGACAGACACACAAACACACACACAGCGACAGAGGAUGAUUCACUCCUCCAUUGAGAGAGCUGGUAUGAUUCAUUUUGAUCCUAGCCAUGGCAGUGACAUUAAAGCAGACUCCGCUGCAGCAUGACUGACCAGAGUGUUGAUUUAAAGGGGAAAAAAGUAGAAGAAACCCCCCCCCCCAACAUACUCCUUGACUCCCUCUGCCCCUGAGGCCCAAUCAGCCCUCCAGCAGCGCACUCAAUUACCCUGAACCGACUUAUUCUCUUUCUAGCAGCUUGUGAAGUGAGACACACAAUGUAAGAAUGUACAACCCGAAUAUGAACAGAAAAAUAUGCAAGACACAUUCAAGGAUAAGGUUUAAGUUUUCCCUCAUUCUGUUACUGUAAAUUGUUUUUGUCUUUACACUUUCCUGUUUGUUUAUAUUAUGAAUAGUAUUACACUUUUGGAAUCACUAUUUUUUCUAAGAUAUGUUAUUUUGUAGCACUUAUUAGAUGUAAUAUGAAUUCACUCAGAGAGUGUACCACAGUUCAAGUGCCUGUGUACAGUGUUGGGUCUGUAAGUUCAGGAGUUUGACUGUAUUUUUGGCAUUUUUUUCCACUUACUUUGUGUUUUUUUUGGUGCAUUUCUUUUGUUAUUUUGAGAGUUAAUCAAGGUUUUUAGUAAAAAGAAGUCAAAGCUAUAGUUGAACCUUGGAGAAGCAAACAAACUGUAUAAACCUGGCAGCAACGUAGAGAGACUUACAGUACAAACAGGUUGCCAAUGAACUCACACUGUAUGUUAACAUGCUAUAAAUGCUGGCAACUAAAAGGGUCAUGUAGCAUUAUGAACACAUUUACAUGUCACCUUAGACUUCUGCUCUAAAACUCACAUAUGCUAAUAGUCAAUAGAAAUCAGCUCUACUGUGCAGAUGUUUUGCAUGUACAGUAAGUUUCAUCAUGUACCUCCAUCUCAGCGGUGACAGGACAGUAAAUUGAAAUCUAAGGGGAGGUUCACUGUGAUUCUCUGUGACAUUAUCACUACAAGCUGGAUACAGGUAGAUCAGGGCCUGCUCCCGAAAAAGCUGAAGGACACAUGUACUUACCUACUAAUGUAAAAUGCAUUGUGUAAAUGUGAAUUUCUUAGAGUUGAUACAAGAUACAGAAAUAAACUAUAAAAUGUACAAAAAC
Molecule: messenger RNA, 4608 nt
Organism: Xiphias gladius (swordfish)
Lineage: Eukaryota; Metazoa; Chordata; Actinopteri; Istiophoriformes; Xiphiidae
Gene: ngfra
Product: nerve growth factor receptor a (TNFR superfamily, member 16)
Exons: 6
Coding region: 40-1134 (364 amino acids)
Biological process (GO): Rho protein signal transduction
Cellular component (GO): cell surface; plasma membrane
Molecular function (GO): coreceptor activity; nerve growth factor binding; death receptor activity
Source: RefSeq, a predicted model, not a curated record